UUCUUCGAUUGAGAACCUCGAGCCUCUCUAAUGGAAGCAAGAAGUCAAAUAUCGAAUUUUCGAAUUUAGAGGGAAACGUAAAGCCGAUGAUCUCUCUCAGCUAUGAGUUGAGGCAUAAGGAAUAUAAGAACUUCAAUCGCCUUCUCUGUUCGGAUUCUGCAUUUCAUUUUCAUUUCACGGUCAACCAACACAAUCCGUAGAACUCGCGGGUUCGUGUUCAUAGUAAUCGAACACGGCCUCAUCUAAUUCUGUCGUAGUGGAAAUUUUUUCGAUCGUAGAGCUCUGGCGAAUUCGGGGGCUUGAGUUCGACAGUUUUUCGUUUCUUUGCCCUGUUUUUUGGGCUUGUAUUAUCGUCUUCUUUGGCUUGAUUUUUGUAUGCGAUGGCUUCGAUGACUAGCGUAAUACAGUCUCCGAUUCGUGUAUGUCGGUUGCCUUCACUUCCAUUGACUCCGAAUAGAACAGUUCCCGCCAGUUCUGUCGUUGUCAAGUGUCGAUCACUUGCUUCUAAAGCUUUGAACACGCCGCUUUCACCGUUGACGGAGAAUCGAACUGUUUCCCGGUCGGUGGAGCUAUGUGGCAAGGCUAUCGGACUCUUAAGCUCUAGACAACCGUUGACGUCUCGUAGUGUUGUUCGUCGGCUGGUCGUGAGGGCGUCUGCAGCUGAUGCCGAUGGAGCUUCCGAUGGGUUGACUGGCCCUUCAAAGAGCUUUGCCGCAAGAUUUCCGGCACUUGUUACUGGUUUCUACUUCUUUAUGUGGUACUUUUUAAAUGUUAUUUUCAACAUACUCAACAAAAAAGUCUACAAUUAUUUCCCAUAUCCAUACUUUGUCUCUGUCAUACAUCUUCUUGUUGGAGUUGGAUAUUGUCUCAUUUCUUGGGCUGUAGGUCUGCCAAAACGUGCUCCGAUGGAUAAGGAGCUCUUGCUGUUAUUGACACCAGUUUCGCUAUGUCAUGCACUUGGACAUGUGAUGUCAAAUGUUUCAUUUGCAGCUGUUGCUGUGUCCUUCACUCACACUAUCAAAGCCUUGGAGCCAUUCUUUAACGCUGCUGCUUCUCAAUUUAUUUUGGGACAUCAAAUUCCUUUCAGCUUGUGGCUCUCUCUAGCACCUGUUGUCUUGGGUGUGUCAAUGGCAUCACUAACGGAGCUUUCCUUCAACUGGACUGGCUUUGUUAGUGCAAUGAUUUCAAACAUUGCAUUCACUUAUAGAAGUAUCUAUUCGAAGAAGGCAAUGACAGGAAUGGACAGUACGAACGUGUAUGCAUACACCUCAGUAAUUGCUCUUUUGUUUUGCAUUCCUCCUGCAGUAAUGAUCGAAGGACCGCAGCUACUGCAGCAUGGUUUUAAGGAUGCCAUUGCCAAAGUGGGUCUCCAAAAGUUCCUGUCUGAUCUUUUCUGGAUUGGAAUGUUUUAUCAUCUAUACAAUCAGCUUGCCACUAAUACUCUUGAACGAGUUGCACCAUUAACACAUGCUGUAGGAAACGUAUUGAAGCGAGUUUUCGUGAUUGGGUUCUCCAUUGUUGUUUUUGGCAAUAAAAUCUCAACUCAAACUGGAAUUGGUACUGCUAUAGCAAUUGCCGGUGUCGCCAUCUACUCCUUGAUUAAAGCAAACUUGGAGGAGCAAAAACGGAGGGCUGCUAAAAUUCCAGCAUCAUAGAAGUUCGGCACGAUUGACCGUGAAUAAAGCCUGCUCGUAGACGAGGUCGAGGCGUUUGCCCGUGUUUCGGAAUUUGAUGCUGUUGCUUGAUUACUCACCUGAAGAGCCUUCUGUACUUCCACAAAAUAAACCACAAAUGGUUGCACCAAACCCAGCCCUCUAUUAGGAAAAAAUGAAGUAUGCCCCGAACACGCAAGGAGCAUAACAUUUCUUUCUUUUUGGAUCGUCGGGAAGGGACAAAAUAAAGAUCUCGUUCUUUCUUCAACAAUGUCUGAUCUCUAGUGAACCUCUCAAUAGGAUUCGAACCCAUAUUCAGUUCUUAUAAAAAAAAACGAAUAAAUCUUGUAGGAUUCUCGAAA
This is a messenger RNA of Cucurbita pepo subsp. pepo (vegetable marrow), 2014 nucleotides long. Its product is annotated as triose phosphate/phosphate translocator, chloroplastic. Gene Ontology annotation, biological process: transmembrane transport. Gene Ontology annotation, cellular component: membrane. Gene Ontology annotation, molecular function: transmembrane transporter activity. Lineage: Eukaryota; Viridiplantae; Streptophyta; Magnoliopsida; Cucurbitales; Cucurbitaceae. The record is from RefSeq and is a predicted model, not a curated record.